AUGAGUACACUAAGGAAAGACUCGAAGCCAUUAACGAUGAGUUCAAGCUGUAUCGAUGCCACAAUCUUGAACUGUGCUCGUGCCCGUCCAAAGGGAUUGAACCCAGGGAAACAGAUCACACACAUCAAGCAACUUCAGCAUUCUGUUGCUUGUCAUAUUAGAAUAUGUAGUAGUUUCUAUUCGAGGAAGAAGGAGCAUGGAAUUCUUCUUUUGGAAGAACUUGAGCAUGAGCAUGCAAAGCUAAAGGUAAAUUCCACAAAAUCUAUUGUUCUGACUAAGAAGAAGGACACAUGUGAAGCUAGCCAUAAGAAAAAGAACAUAGAUGUUGUUAUCGACCAAAAGCAUAUCAGGCGGUCGGAGGGAGACGAUGCUGACCCUAGGAUUCCGAAGAGAAGCGAUGGUGCUCACGAAGCCGAAGCGAGAGCGGGGAGAAACCGUAAGUUGGUUCGCGUAGAGAAAUACAAUAAGACCACGCAUUUGGCUGCUGGCUUUUACUUCAUCACUUUGGUUGCAAAGGAUGCUGCUACUGAUGUGCAUAAAACUUUUCAGACUAGAGUUGAUGAAGAAGCACUUGGCCAAUUUAUGUUGACGUGCCAUAUUGCUAGACUUCGAGAGGAUCCGAAGAUAUCGCCCAACUAUGCAUUCUUCGAAGAUGACUUGCCUGAGUUCCCAACAGAGAAUCCUUUCCAAAAUACAAAGCCAUUUCACAUGCUGACGGAAUCAGAGCUGCAAGACAAUUAUGACUGGAUUCAUCUGUAUGUGGAACUUGCAACUGGCACAUCUAAGAGGGGCGGUAUGAGUCCAGAAUAUAUGUCUACCUUGAAUAUAGUGGAAGUAGCCAUGGAUACUACGGAAGAUGCGAAUGGGGAGGGACUCAACGCCAAAAAAGCCAUUUUCUACAUAAGAUACGUGGAUUCAGAGGAUGUUGAUCGCAUAGCUAUAGUCAGAAGAGCCUUCGAUGAGCAGACGGGAUGCUUCAGUCUCGUUGGUCGGAAGCGCAAGAAUUGUUUUCUGAAAUUUGGUCUGAGAUCAGAAACUAUACCAAAGAGUUGUUUUCUGAGUUCAGAAACUAUACCAACAAAGCGCAAGAUUCGGAGUGCUCUACGUCUCGGCGUCUGCAAACCGUGGCGGUUCUCUAGUCAUAGACUGCACAAGGUAUUCAAAAACAGUGGCUUGGGCUUGGCUCGUAGUCGUCGUCCGCACAAGACAAGAUCCAAUUGA
Molecule: messenger RNA, 1221 nt
Organism: Arabis nemorensis
Lineage: Eukaryota; Viridiplantae; Streptophyta; Magnoliopsida; Brassicales; Brassicaceae
Source: the annotation of a GenBank genome assembly